ACGCGUUGCUGCGGCGAGGGUUCCGCUCACUGUGGGAUGGCUUCAUGUUCAACGUCAUCAUCAAGAAGCGCGGCCGCAUCCCCGCCAGCGACAGCUUCGUCGCGCGCCGCGUCGCUGGUCCUGGCCUAGCCUCCAACUACUACUAUCAGGUGAAGCCGGAACAGGUGCUAGCUGCGUUUGAGGCUCGCAUGGAGCUGGAUGAACUACACGCGUACAAGGAGGAGGUAGAGAGAGUCAUCGCCCGCCCACAGAAGGACUACAGUAACUUCGUGAACACGUUGUUCCGACCGUUCUCGGCGGGUCUCGUCAAGGAGGGCGUCUACAAGGACCUGGAGAAGCAGGCUAAGGAACUAGUAGCUGCGGUCAAGGAGAAGAUCGAGAAGUCUGGCGAGUCUCAUUCUCUGUGAGAUCUUCUCAACAUCGUUCCUCACACCGCUAGAGGACACAGACACUACGUUCAGAUUGGAGGUGCAGCAUCUGAAUCUAGCUCGGUACAUCACAAUGUUACGCACGGCCGAUAUUACGGAUGACCUGGACACAGUGGAGACAGUUAACACUGCUAAAGGAAAGAUCCAGAUUGACAUGCCAUUCCUAGAUGUCACGGUGUUCGACCCGGGCUACAGGUCCGGCGACAACAAGAGCAAGCAAGUCAAAUUAAGCGAGACGACCGCGACGCCGGACCGCCUCACGCCCGACGCAUCCUCGGUGUCGGACAGCGAAGGGGGCGCCACCGGUGAGGAGGAGGAACCCGUGCGCAGCGUCGUCGUCAACAUGGCGCACAUCGCCAGCGCCGAGGACAUCGUAGUCUCAGAGGACGGCACGUACGGAACAACCGUGUGA
Molecule: messenger RNA, 840 nt
Organism: Priapulus caudatus
Lineage: Eukaryota; Metazoa; Priapulida; Priapulimorpha; Priapulimorphida; Priapulidae
Source: RefSeq, a predicted model, not a curated record